UGGCGUCCGUUUUGCACAAAGUUGGGAUCCCGGUGUGCGACUACGCUACAGUACGCUUCAUGGAUGUAAAUAGCUCUCACAUUCUUGCUAAACUGUAUGGUGAGGACAGUGAAAUUUUUGAAGUAGCCAAAAUAUGCCUAUCGGCAACUGGUAGUGGAGAGCUCCUCCAGAACGAGGACGGUUCAAACCAAAUAGACGAACUUGUGGAAACAUUGGAAUCUAAAAGGAAGGAAAUAUGCAAUUCGAUUCCGGAGCCGGAAGAAACUGACUUCAAUUUCCUCGACUUUAAAAACCUUGAUGAGGAUGCAAGGCACCAGAGUUGGGCAGUAUUAUCGACGGAGACUACCGCCGGAACUUUUGAGGAAAUCAUCCAGAGCGGUAUCCAAGAUUUAGAUUCCACAGUGACAAUAUCCGGCUCUAAGAAAAAAAUAUAUGGUAUGGAAAGUGCUAGAAGCGCAAUCAGACCUUGGAGAAUCAGCAUCAGCAACGCAUCAAACCCGGGGAGCUUGAUUAUCACAAGCGAGGCACCCACUGAUGAACAACUUAACCAGUGGGCUACAGAGUGCAACAAAGCUAAGGGUCAAGUGGAAUGCGACAAGGUAAAGGCAGGCGUGCCGAUACUGAAAAAAAGGAUUUCCCUGCUGAUUUCCCCUGCCCAGUGCUAUUCUAGCUCAAGUGGAUCUGUUGGGAGACCCUGCUCAGUUAAAGAGCUUAUGGGAGGUUCGGGUGAAUCCAGUGUGCCCCAAAAUGCUCUUGACCGAUCAGUUACCGCUGCUGCUGACUCAGUGAAGCGCCUGAGAGUCAAGAUUGAAACCAGCAAAGAUGCAGCAUGCGCUGUGGCGGACGAAAGCAUUACCACUGUACAAAACGAAGUGCUCAAGCUUAAACAGGGCAGCAACUGCAAAUUCACACGGGACCGGAUGAUCCGACUGACCAAUCACUUGUGUUACAAUGCUAUAGAUAGCCUAAGUACAGUGACUGCGCUAUAUUUUAUACUGGCCCUUGCGAUGAUGCUGCUGGUAACGGUGCUUCUUAUCCUUAUUAUCGAGUUACGUGAUAAUGAUAAGUACGGAUCCACACAGUGUGCUCCCGCAGAAGACCACUCAGUAGAAAAAGCGGGUUCAGAUGUUGAGGCUCCCGUCGUGGCCAAUCCAGAAGAAACGAAAGAAGCAGAUGUUGAUGGCGCCGUCGAUCCGGAUACUGUUCAUGAAGUCCCUCCAGCAGCCUCGGAAGAUCCGGAAGCAGCACCGCAUAGCCCGGAGAGUGCUUCAAAGGAAGAUUUGAAAGCAACUGAGGAGGGCCCGUAG
This is a messenger RNA of Eimeria necatrix, 1307 nucleotides long. RefSeq lists its product as hypothetical. The record is from RefSeq and is a predicted model, not a curated record. The annotation marks the transcript as partial. NCBI's taxonomy places the organism in Eukaryota, Apicomplexa, Conoidasida, Eucoccidiorida, Eimeriidae. The transcript is spliced from 8 exons.